CACCGGGUUUCAAGCAGUCAACGCUCUGCUCUCAGCACCUCAGCAGGUCUAGCUCUUAUCACUUAUUACUGUGCCAGUCGGAUUUUCCACGCCUUCUGUCCGUUCGACUUUAUCUGCUUUAAGACUGCACCAGUCCAAGAUGGAUCACGAUCAUGACCACGGCUCGGAUGACAGCACCAGCACGGCCAAGUCCUGCCCCAUGAUCAUGGUGUUCCACGCUGGACACUGCGAGAGAAUUUUGUGGCGCGGAUGGGUGGCGUCCACUGUGACGGAGUUCGUGCUCUCCGCCCUGGCCAUCUUCCUGGUGUCCUUCCUGUAUGAGGCGCUCAAGUUCCUGCGCCAGCAACUGGCGCGCAGGGCAGCCCGCCGCGAGAGCGAGCAGCUGGCGGCGGAGCAGCGCAGGAAGAACGAGGCUCCGGCAGCCGGAGGAUGCUGUUCGGAAACUCCCCUGGCGGAGCCGAGGGAGCAGACCUACUGGCAGCGCCUGCUCGCCUCGUCGCACAUCGUCCAGUCCCUGCUGAACCUGCUGCAGAUCGUCAUCUCGUACCUGCUGAUGCUGAUCUUCAUGACCUUCAACUACUGGCUGUGCCUGGCAGUGAUCCUGGGACUGGGUCUGGGCUACUUCUUCUUCGGCUGGAACAAGAAGAAUCCCGACGAGAGCGAGUGCUGUCCUUAGAUCAAGGGUAUCGCUCUUGUUUGUUUAUAUUUCUUGCAAUUGUUAUAAACUAAGCCCUUAUCAGUUCUUGGUUCACACAUCAAACAGUCCCGUCCCCACGUAAUUAUACAAAUUGUUUAAAAAUACAAUUUUAUUCGAUAGUUA
Drosophila mauritiana is the source of this 820-nucleotide messenger RNA. It is a transcript of the gene Ctr1B, whose product is annotated as high affinity copper uptake protein 1. Gene Ontology annotation, molecular function: copper ion transmembrane transporter activity. The transcript is spliced from 2 exons. Gene Ontology annotation, biological process: copper ion transmembrane transport. Lineage: Eukaryota; Metazoa; Arthropoda; Insecta; Diptera; Drosophilidae. Bases 140 to 676 code for a protein of 178 amino acids. Gene Ontology annotation, cellular component: membrane. The record is from RefSeq and is a predicted model, not a curated record.